Aspergillus nidulans FGSC A4 is the source of this 4395-nucleotide messenger RNA. RefSeq names its product tethering complex subunit PEP5. NCBI's taxonomy places the organism in Eukaryota, Fungi, Ascomycota, Eurotiomycetes, Eurotiales, Aspergillaceae. The record is from RefSeq and is a predicted model, not a curated record. The transcript has 11 exons. Gene Ontology annotation, cellular component: endomembrane system. Gene Ontology annotation, biological process: vesicle-mediated transport; intracellular protein transport. The coding region runs from base 1 to 4395 and encodes 1464 amino acids.
AUGGCUCUGACAUCUUGGAAAGCAUUCAACUUCUUCGAUGUGUCCCCAGUGAAGCUUCCUGAAGACAGUGCGUCCUUAUUUAACUCCGAAACCUCCUGCUUAUGUUCUGGCUCGGCUAAUCUCUUCCUCGGGACCACUGACGGAUUCGUGCACACCAUUUCUUCAUCCUUCAAGGUCGUCCAGUCCUUCAAAGCCUCUGAUAAUGGCUCGAUCACCCAUAUAAAGCAGCUGGAAGGGACCUCGCUCCUAGUGACAAUAGCGGAGGAUCUAUUGAAUGAGCCAGUACUGAAAGUCUGGGCCCUCGAUAACCCCGAGAAAAAGACAGGGAUUCCGCGCUGUUUGUCGACUACACCCGUACAAAAUGCGCGGAGGCUGUUUCCUGUAUCCGCAUUUGCGGCGCUUGGAGAUUUGUCCCAAGUUGCGGUUGGUUUCGGCAACGGCUCCGUCGCGAUUAUUCGAGGCGACUUAAUACAUGACCGCGGGGCGCGACAACGUAUCGUAUUCGAAUCGGAGGAGCCCAUCACCGGGCUUGAGGUGCAAAGUGGGCCGGUCACUACUCUCUAUAUCUCCACGACGAACCGGAUCCUGGCGCUCGUGAUUUCCGGUCGAGGACAGGGACAACCGGCACGAGUAUUGGAAGACACAGGAUGCGGCCUUGGCUGUAUGACUCUGGACAGAGAAAGCGGCGACGUCCUUGUGGCUCGAGAGGACGCAAUAUAUACGUACGGUCCCCAUGGACGAGGCCAAAGUUAUGCCUUCGAAAGCCCUAAGAGCUCCAUCAACAUUUUCAAAGACUAUGUUACUUUGGUUUGCCCCCCUAGAGGUGGAACGCCAGGGUCAACAGGACUGCCGACUCUUGGUGUUGGUAGAGAUGAACUAUUCAGCUCUGCCACUUUUACUCUCUUAGAUACUGACCUCAAGUUCAUCGCUCAUUCGGAGUCUCUCGUGUCGUCGGUAAGACAGAUCUUCAAAGAAUGGGGCAAUCUCUAUCUCCUUACAACAGAUGGAAAGAUUUAUCGGUACCGAGAGAAGAGCCUUCAACAAAGACUCGAGAUCCUUUACCAGCGCAACCUCUAUAUCCUGGCCAUCAACCUGGCGCAGAAGAUCGGUGUCGACGCGUAUCAGCAAAACACCAUAUACCGCAGGUACGGAGAUUAUCUUUAUCAGAAAGGAGAUUACGACACCGCAAUGCAACAAUACUUGAGAGCCAUUGACAACACGGAGCCGUCUCAAGUUAUUAGGAAGUACCUCGACACGCAACGAAUCCAUAAUCUUAUAGAAUACCUGGAAGAAUUGCACGAUCACGACCGAGCCUCAGUGGACCACACCACCUUACUCCUCAAUUGCUACGCGAAAUUGAAAGACACAAAAAAAUUAGAUGCUUUCAUUAAGGCGCCCGGUGAACUUAAAUUUGAUCUUGAGACAGCCAUUGCCAUGUGCCGGCAAGGCGGGUACUAUGAACAAGCUGCCUAUCUAGCUACAAAAUACGGCGAGAAUGACAUGGUCGUGGAUAUACUGGUUGAGGAUUCCAAAAAGUACGCCGAAGCGCUGGAGUACAUCUGGAGGUUGGAGCCUGUAUUGUCCAAGGCUUACAGCAACCUGAUGAAGUAUGCCCGUGUGCUGCUGUCGAAUUGCCCUUCAACGACUACAGAGCUUUUUAUAGAAUACUAUGGAGGAGAUUACAAACCAAGGACGCAACAAGUCGAACCGCUACCUGAGCCUCAAGCACAAAACGGCAAUCCUUUACAGAGCUUAGCUGCAUUUCUUCCAUUGCCUUUGCUCAAGACUGGUUUAAGUUCAACGGCGACGGAACCAGUUGAGACCCAAGCCCCUGAGGUUCAGGAAGAACGCGCGCCAGAGUACCAGAUCCCCAAACCACGCACUGCAUUCUCAGCCUUUGUUAGCCACCCACAAGAGUUCAUUACAUUCCUAGAGGCACUUAUCAACAAAGAGGACUUUUUCUUCAGUAACGAGGAUAGAGUUGAUCUCUACACAACGCUUUUUGAGAUGUAUCUCAAUUCAGCGGGACGGCAGAAGGAUACGGCAGAGAAGGAAAAGUGGCAAAAUAAAGCUAAAAAACUGAUUGAAGGGAAAGAUAUUCCUAUCUCAACCUCUAAUGUCCUACUGCUCUCCGAUUUAUCGGAGUUUCAGGAGGGCUCCACACUUGUCCGGGAACAAGCUGGCCUUCGAUCGGAUAUAUUUCGAUCUUUCACUGCUGCCAAAGAUACACAGGGAGCUAUUAGGGCGUUGAAAAAAUACGGCCCUGAAGAGCCUCAGCUAUACGUGGAUGCGUUGACAUACUUUACAUCGAGCCCGAAGAUCCUGGAAGAGGCUGGUGACGAGCUGGAUGCUGUCCUGAAGAGAAUCUCUGAGGAUGGCCUGAUGUCACCACUGCAAGUGAUCCAAGCACUCAGCAACAACGCGGUCGUAACUAUGGGAAGGGUCAAGAAGUAUUUAAGCGACAAUAUCGAGCGGGAACGCAAGGAAAUAUCUUCAAACCGUCGCCUGAUAUCAAGCUACAGCACUGAAACUGAGGCGAAAAUGCAGGAGCUAGAACAGCUGGGUUCCAAACCCGUUGUGUUCCAGGCACGUCGAUAUUCCGAUGAUGACGAGGAACCCUUCGAGGAGCCUCCUCGCGAGCGAACGAACCGUGUUUCAGUGGUAAAUGAUAAAAUGCAGCAUGACGCAGAUAUCCAGGCUCAAGAUGUCAGCCACGAUUCUCACAUUAGGGUAGACUUCGAUUUAUUUCUUCAAUCACAAAAUGAUCAGCAAACAAAUCUGUCCGCUUCCCAGCAGCGCAGGGAAGAACGAUGGAUACCAUCUAUGGGGCACAGUGGAUCAUCCGGAAACAUGACGACGGAGAUUGGCCUUGCACAACAGCGACUGUUUGACGAUGACCAGCAAGCGCAGUCUCCUCCCCUGCAGACCAUAACCUACGAACCCGAACAAGUACCAGACGAUAAUUAUGCAAUUGCCGCACCCGACAACAACCCUGAGGCUCAUGAACUUCAAAAUAUAACAACACAAGGCCAAUCCUCUCGCACCGACACCCACGGGGUCGACAUAAGCGACUGGUCGCAGACAGCUUCAUACAAUAUCUUUGACUCGUCAUCCCACACUUCUCGCAACCUACUCAACGGAGCAGACUUUGAUUGUGACUCAAACAUCACAACUCGAACGGAAGCUAUGCAGAAUUUCGAAUUUCGCCGAUGGACCACAAUGCAGGGAACGACUUCGUCGCCGCACGAUACGGAACCGUUCUCAUCAAUCAUUUCUCCUCGGAUUCCAAGAGCAAAAAGUGACAAUGCCACUCUCAAUAGUGCUCAGCUGUCGUCUGUUAGUGUUGAUGAACUUUCACUACCUGUCACGAUGGAAGCGCCCAAUAUUGAGAUGAAGGGCUGUAAGAAGAAGCAGGCUGUAGUUGCGAACGACGAUGAUGAUGAGCUUUCUCUCCCACAAUUUCAUGAAGAAUCACCUACUAAACCCGAAAAGCGCAAGCCAGGCCGACCCCCGAAGAGAGCGAAAGUGGACGACACGGUUAGCAAGGGCCCCAUCACUAAGACUGCAGACAUUUCACCUGAAGAGAACCAAGGGCCAGCAGUUCCAGGUGCUCCAGGCGGCAUUACUGUGCAUGUUGCUCCGCCGCAGAGCAUUAUUGAUGAUUUCAUGCAUGAUAACCAGAGCGAACAGCCAGCCGCGCCGGCGCUAGAACAAAGUUUACAAACAACCGCCACGUUAACCAAAGAGCCCAAGAAAAAGAAGCUGAAACGCGGCAAAACAACUUCGGUGACUCUGACGAAGACCUACGAGUCAGAUAUAGAAGAUGACGUGAUUUGGGUCGAACAGAGACCUGCUACACCUAUUGACGAAGAGAACAAACCCUCCAACCCUACAAGAACAAGCGGCACUAAGGUUGCAGAACAAACAUCAGCACCUAAAAAGCGCGGUCGGAAAAGGAAGAAGAUGUCCGAGCAGCAGGAUCAAAGAACACCCGCACCACUAGAGGUAGACGAGCAGGAUGCGCAAACAACAACCUCUAAUGAAGCGGACAAUACGCCACGAUUGAGUGACACUCACAACGAGUCCGGCGUAUUAGUUGUCCUCGAAACCAAAAAAACAACCGAUGCGCAGACCUCGGAUAUCAUGGAACCUAUAACCAAAGACCAAGCACCCCUUGACCUCCAUCCACCAACCUCACCCGCCAAACCCUCUGAGCACGCACAACCAGCCCAACAAGCCCCCGAAACACCCCGGAAGCGCACAGACUUGAAGGCUCCAUCCGUAAAGGGGCCCGGUAAACAUAGUCCCAUAUCAUCAACCAGCAAAGUCCCAUACCGUGUCGGACUCAGUAAGAAGGCUAAAAUUGCACCCUUACUGAAAAUCAUUAAGCGGUGA